This is a messenger RNA of Drosophila biarmipes, 5049 nucleotides long. It is a transcript of the gene pwn, whose product is annotated as mucin-12. Gene Ontology annotation, molecular function: calcium ion binding. Bases 546 to 4652 code for a protein of 1368 amino acids. Lineage: Eukaryota; Metazoa; Arthropoda; Insecta; Diptera; Drosophilidae. The record is from RefSeq and is a predicted model, not a curated record. The transcript has 10 exons.
ACGGUGCGCACCUGUUGACGGUUUCCUGGUAGGUGGUGAGGUGAGCGCGGAUUGUGGGCCAGCAAGUGAAGAAGCCAUCGCCGGCUACUCGAUAUCGGGGCUUCCAGUGCGUGUGUGUGUGCGCGUCUAUGAAAAGUGAAUAACUCAAGCGGGCCCAGAGCAAAGGCUGCGCAUGCGUGUGAGUGCGCCGCAGAAAGAAAUGAGUGUUUUUGUUGCUCCAAGUGAAUACUGUACGAUUCGUUUGGCUGGUGAAAUUUUCCAUUAUUAGCGUUAUUUAUGUGCAAAAUCUAAUUGAAAAUAACGUGCAACGGCGCUGCACGCAAAAACAUCAAUCAAAUCUCGGCGAUUGCAAUCGUGUGAUUAAUGGAAACGCUUUGAGCUUAAAACCACACUCGUUCAAAGCCAAAACAUGCCUCGCCCAGGCACGGUUCAUCAAUAAAAAUAAACACAUACCGAAAAUAAAUAAUAGAAACCCCUGACAAUAAGCCUCAGUCUCGAAGAGGUAAAAGAGUGUGGCCUCCGCGGAACUCGUAGUUUAUGCAAACAUGCGACGAAAGCCACAGAAUUUAACACACAAUACACCAUCGGGCAGGGACGGAGACAGAGGAGGAGGAGGCACCUCCCGGCCGUCAGCAAUUUCCAACAAUAGAAUGCCAAGAGACCAUCGACACUUGAUGGCCAUGGCCGCGUCGACGCUGCCACUGGCCCUGCUGCUGCUCCUCGUUCAAAUAGCAGCUGGUCAGCACGAGAGCAUCUCGCAGAUCUCGCCCAAGUCGAGCAGCCACCGCAGUCCGGCCCGUCUGAGCAUCGAGAGCACCGUGGUGGACUCCAUCAACGGCCUGGCCGAGGGUCCCUCAUCCCCCCGCGACUUGAACGAGAACGAAACGCGGGCGGAUCGAGUGGCGCGUUCGGCGUCACCCAUCCUGCACGAGCGCCAGCCCGUGGGACCCAAUGAUGUGCACUUUCCGGAGGACCUGGAGAAAGAUGUGUCUGCCGGUCGGUACUUCCACUACAAUAUCAAGCCGACGGGCACGUAUGACAACCAGGAGGAGCAGCCGGAGCGAACGCAACAGGGAAUCAGGGCUGGGAAGACCCUCUCGAGGAGCAGCAGCACCAGCAGCGGCAGCAGUUCGGAGCAGUCUUUUUUAGGGCGGGGGGACCUGCGACCGCUAGUGUCGGGGUCCCCGAUCCUGCCGAGUCCGAGCAGUACUGCCACCUCGGCGACGGGGGCCAGUGCCACCCAGGCGCCGCAUAGUCCGCGCCAGAACGGAAACCCCGACAUCCAGGACAUCAUCACGGGCAUCGUGAAGCUCCUUAAUGGCAAUGUCAAUGUCCAUGCGAACACACAGGGUGUGCGGAGACCCUCGGCCAGUAGGAUCAACAAUCGGGGUCCACCGAGGAUCUCGGAGGCCCAGAACCUGCCCAUCGACUACGAGGCCCAGAAGCCCGGCACUUCGAUGCGACCACCGCCAUAUCCUUUCGAUCGUCCGGAGCGUCCCUUCAUCACGGGUGUGCCCAUUCCCGAGCAGAUUGUGCCAGUGCGUCCGGGAUUCGUGAGUAAUCGCCCGCCCUGGUAUCGCAACAAGCCACGCCCACCCAUUGCCACCAGUGUGGGCGGCCAACGGAGGCCCCUUCCUCAGUAUAAACCCCUACCAGCUCCGCAAGUGCAGACUACCGCUCUUCAACCGCAGGAUCAGCUGGAUAGGAAGAACGAGAAGGAACAGAAUCACCAGGAGCCACAGCAGCCAGCAGCAGAGGAUGUGGUGCAACCCACCGACACCACCUACGAUUCCGAGUUCUCCAACGAAGAUGCGAAUGCUCAGUAUAUUGAAGUCUCCGACCAGGAUACGGAUGCCACCGGGGGUGGAGAGGUGGAUGAUGAACUGCUGGCUCCGCCUGCUCAGCCCUCCACCACCAGCAAUCCACCAACUCCUCCAACCACACCCUCCAAGAAGAAGCACAAGCCCAAGCCAGGCAGCGAGAAGAAGAAGCUGCCAGAGGAGCCACACCUGGACGAGGGCUUCACUACUAUCAUCGAGACCAGCUCGGUGGUGCACACUGUGAUGGGCUUGUCCUCCACAUACGUGCCCAUGUCCAUGGACAGUUCGGAGAGCCUGGGUCUGGAUCCCUCCACCGAGGAGGUGAUCUUCAUGACCGCCAAUCGAACACCUGGCCUGGAAACGAGUGCCACCUCCUCGCUGAGCAUCACCACGUCGUCCAACCCGGCCUUAGACAUCCAACCUACGUCCUCCAAAGAAUCCACUACCAUUAAAACCACCACCACCACCACUACCACUAGCAGCUCCACCUCAACCACCACCACCACCACCCCGCCAUCUACUUCGAGUUCCACCGAAAGUGGCCCACCUAAUAGUUCCAAUGCUAACACUGCCAAUGCCACUCCGCCCGCCCCCUACCAUCCCCGCCCCGGGAUAGUCCUCGACGACCCCGAGUUCAAGCCCGGCGGUCGACCACGCCCACCCAACCAACGACCACCACCCCAACAGAGCCUUCCUGUGCCUGCGGUGCAGCCUACGCGGCAGCAUCUGCCACCCGGCUACGGGGAGAUCUUCGACGUGACCCUCUCGGCCAUCCAGGGACCAGGUCCCAAGGGCAGUGGCUCCCAGCAGACGAUCAACAUUAAGCCAUACGGAAGCUAUGCGGCGGGCGGAGGUCAAGGCCAGGGCGACAUCAUUGUGUCGGCAUCAGGUGACGAAGGCUUUGUCUCCAUCGACGGCAAGCGCACUUACAUCAAUCUCUUUGGUGACCCCACAGAUCCCCCAGCGGGCGCCACAACUCCGGCCACGCGACUGCCCCAGUUGCCGGGCUCAGCAUCGGGAUCAGGAUCAGGCUCAGGACUAGGAGUUAGUUCCAACAGUGGAGUUAAUAGUGGUGGUAAUGGUGGCUCCUCCAGCUCCCCUGCAGUUCCAGCCAACGCAGUUACCCAGAGCAGUGGUGGCUACGUGGUGCCCGAAACGGAGGUGGUGGACCUUCAGGGUCACAGCAAGCCCCAAGGAACAGGAGGAGCUCCGACGACGAAUGCCGGACCGACGAGACCCCACUACCGACAGAGACCAACGCAGCCGCCGGUGAGGAUCGACACCUGCAUCGUGGGCGAUGACUCUACCUGCGACCAGGCGCAGCACGAGCGGUGCAAGACGGACAACGGCGUCUCCAGCUGCCACUGCAGGCCAGGAUACUCCCGAAGGAAACACAGGGAGCCCUGCCGAAGAGUCAUCGCCUUCCAUCUGGGCAUGCGCGUGGACCGCAUCUAUGAGCACCGAAUUGUCUGGGACACCAAGUUAAUGGACAAGCACAGCGAACCCUUUGGACAGCUCAGCUAUGAAUCGAUAAGAGCGCUGGACUCAGCCAUGUCGAUGACGCCCUACUCGGACGAGUUCAUGGAGGCUAAGGUGAACAACAUCUACCGAGGAGAUCCCAACCUGGGCGGCAGUGGAGUCUACGUGAACAUGACCAUCAAGCUGGACGAGAGUGUGGAGACUCUGCGACCCAACCUCCGCAGCGACGUCCAGAAGCAUCUUCUGGGAGUGCUCCACCGGCGAAACAACAACAUCGGCAACUCCGUGCUGUACGUAAGUUCUCCGGAGGGGGCGGUGUCGGCUCUCCAGGAUCUGGACGAGUGUCAGUCUGCGGAGCUGAAUGACUGCCAUCCCGGCGCCAGUUGCAGCAACACCUGGGGCAGCUUCCGCUGUGCCUGCGAGGCGGGACUGAGAGAUCCCUGGGCUGACCAGCCGGCGCGAUCCGGUCGCGAGUGCCAGGCCUGUGCGGAUUCGGUGUGCAACAACCACGGCACCUGCAGCUAUGCGGAGGAUGGGGCCCAGGUGUGCACCUGCGACUCCAGCCACUAUGGCGCCCAGUGCGAGAUCGACGGCGAGGUGUUGGGCGUGGCCAUCGGCGCUUCCGUGGCCGCCAUCAUCAUCAUCGUCCUGACCCUGGUGUGUCUGAUCAUGUGGUCACGCCGCUGGCAACGCGAGCAGAAGAAUGCCAUGGGCUCUCCGGUCUUUGGAUACAUGAACACCGCGCCCCUGAAGUCCGCCGGAUUGCCACAGGCUGGCUACCAGGUGACCCUGGAGGACCGCAUGCGCUGGGCCCAGAUAGCUGACGUCAUGGCCCAGACGAAUCACUACGGGCAGGCCGAGCCCAUCGGACCCACUCGGCCAUCGUCGGCGAUGUUUGCUUACCCCAACCUGGGAGCCAUGGGAAUGGGCACCCUGGGCGGGAUGUCCCUCCAGAGCACCAUGCAGAUGCACCCCAGUGCCACUCUGGCGCCUCCAGUGCCAUUGCCCAGAAGACUUGGCCUGGGUCCCCGCUCAAACGGAAUGCGGACGCUGGAGAACUCCAGUUCGAGCGAGGAGGAGGAUCGCGCCGAUCUGCUGGGACGGAAUUUCCAAGUGCCACGCCCCAAAAGUCGCAGCAACGGCAGCAUAGCGAACCAAUCUGGCAUCUACUACGAUGUGGACUAUGAGCCGUCCGGCAAUGGGAUCGGCAACUCCAGCGUGGACCACCUGUACGGGUCGCACAACCAGUCGGUGACGCACUCGUCCGGUCACAGCCACAUCCCGGGACCCCAGGGCAUUCCGAUGAGCACAUACACCUCGGGCCGCGCUCCCAGCAGCUACUACAUGAAGUGACCCAGUGAACUCUGGCCGUGGGACUCCCCCAACCCUGUACAUACGCAACCUAGAGUAGGACUUACAUAGGCGACUAAAACCCUUUUCCACUGCAGUCCCCGCGGCGACUGCAGCUGAGACGCGUUUUGAGCGAAGCCCCUUUUAGCAUGAGAAACGUAGACUUAGGACUAUCCGUAGGUUCCAUCUGUAGAUGUACGCAAUGCAAGCAGCAGCUAAUCAUUAAUUUUAACGCCUAUCCUAAACACUUAAAUUAUUUCACUGCUUUCCCCUCGAAGUCAAGUCCCCUAAACUAGUUGCUUAGCUUAUCUUACUGUAUUAAAUCUGUAAACUAGUUAAGUUCACAUAGCAAGAAUGUCUGUUUAUGUAUAUAAAUAAAUAAAAGAUUUAAAUUAACGUA